AUGGCUGCUGGAGACGGCGAGCCGGUGCUACAGUUGAAGAGCGUGUGCGUUGUGGGGGCCGGCAUGGCCGGCUUGGCGGCGGCGCGCGAGCUGCGGCGGGAGGGUCACGCGGUCACGGUCAUGGAGCAGAGCAGCGACGUCGGCGGGCAGUGGCUGUACGACCCCAGGACGGACGUCGUGGACCCGCUCGGCGCCGUGGAGCCGGUGCGCGUGCCAAGCAGCAUAUACGCAUGCCUUCGUCUCACCAGCCCGCGGGAGGUCAUGGGCUUCUCCGACUUCCAGUUCCUGCCCCGGGAGGGCGCCGGCCGCGACCUGCGCCGCUACCCCGGCCACCGCGAGCUGCACUGCUACCUCCGGAACUUCUGCGACGCGUUUGGCCUCAUGGACGCCGUCAAGCUCGACACCCGGGUCCUGAGGGUCGCCCCCGUGGCGAUGUCGAUGUCGACAACAACGCGCCGGUGGGCGGUGAGGUCCGUGCGGCGCCUCAGUGGCACCGAUGAUGAUGAUGAUGCGGGGAAAGAUGAGGAGGUGUUCGACGCCGUUGUCGUGGCUACAGGCAACUACGCGCAGAGGAUGCUGCCGAGCGACAUCCAGGGCAUGGGGGAAUGGAGGCGCCGGCAGCUGCACAGCCACUCGUACAGGACGCCGGUGCCGUUCCAUGACGAGGCCGUGGUGGUGGUCGGGUGCGGGGCCAGUGGCAAGGACAUCGCGCUAGACCUCGGCCGCGUCGCGAGGGAGGUGCACCUCGCCGCCAGCUCCGAGGCCGAGGCCGCCACGCCGGCAAUGUCGAGGAUGCUGGCCAACCACGGCGACGUCCUGCGCCUCCACCCGCGGGUACGCCAGCUACACACGGACGGGCAGGUAGAGUUCACAGACGGAUCCUCCGUCAUGGCCGACACGGUCAUCUACUGCACGGGUUAUGCCUACUCGUUCCCCUUCCUGGACACCGGCGGCGCGGUCACCGUGAGCGACGACGGCUACGUGGUCGGGCCGCUGUUCGAGCACGUGUUCCCACCGUCCCUGGCGCCGACGCUCUCCUUCGUGGGCGUGCCGAGGAAGGUCCUGAUCCCAUGGUUCUUCGAGGUGCAGGCGCGGUGGGUGGCGCAGGUGCUGUCCGGCCGGCGCACGCUGCCGUCAGAGGACCAGAUGCUGCGGUCAGUGGAGGAGCAGCUGCGCGCCAGGGAGGCCGCCGGCGUGGCGAGGAAGCACACGCACAACAUUGCCAGCGUCGAACCUCGAGAUAUGUACGAGUUCGGGGAGAAGUACUGCGACUUCACCCCGACGGAGGAGUGGAAGAAGGAGCUGAUCCUGUCCAGCAACGCGAGCAUGGAUGAUGACGUCGAGACCUUCCGCGACCGCGCCGCCGACGACAGCGAGAAGGUCCGGAAGGGUGUACAAGGAUGGCUCGGCGGCUUAGUUGCUCAAGCUCAAGAAGAAACUGCUGUUAAAACUGAAGACUCUUUUCAUAGGAUCCUGCUAAUCAUUGAAGUUGAUGAGGGAAAAAUUCAAGUACUGUACUCACUACUUAAAGAGGUUAAUGACUAUGAAAUCGUGAAGGGGAUGGUCGACACGUAA
Triticum dicoccoides is the source of this 1575-nucleotide messenger RNA. Its product is annotated as flavin-containing monooxygenase FMO GS-OX-like 9. The coding region runs from base 1 to 1575 and encodes 524 amino acids. Gene Ontology annotation, molecular function: NADP binding; flavin adenine dinucleotide binding; N,N-dimethylaniline monooxygenase activity. The transcript has 2 exons. Lineage: Eukaryota; Viridiplantae; Streptophyta; Magnoliopsida; Poales; Poaceae. The record is from RefSeq and is a predicted model, not a curated record.